CAAAAAUGACAUCUAGAUUGCGGUGAAGCUGGGAGCAACUGGGAAAGAGAGGGAAGAAAAGAGCUGGAGCUGGAGACCGAACCGGGGCGCAAAAGCGCGACCAAUUACGCACGCGUUUCAGCUCGGAUGCGUCGGUUUUCCUGCCUGGUUUGUUUGGACAUGUAGUUUUAUUCCUGAGGAAAAUCGGAAGCUAUUUGUCCUGUGGUUGAUGAGACUGCUGAAGGAGCCCCGCAGGGCUGCCCGAACAUCGGCGACUCCUCUCCGCUUCCAGCCACAGCCGCUCCGCUGCCAAAGUCCGGGAAAAAGAGGGGGGAGAGAAAAAUGUGCGACCUGAUGCCCGCCUCCCAGCCUGCCGAGAAAAUCGGCAAAAUGAAAAAGUUGAGGAGAACUUUGUCUGAGAGUUUCAGGAGUAUUGCUUUCAAGAAGGAAGACAGCAGCUUUGAUGAGAUAUGUGUCACAAAGAUGUCCACACGCGGCUGCCAGGGAACGGACUCUGUCAUCAAGCCCCUGGACACCAUCCCUGAGGACAAGAAGGUGAGAGUCCAGCGCACCCAGAGCGGCUUCGACCCGUUUGAGAAACCAGCCAGCCAGGUGAAGAGGGUCCACUCUGAGAACAAUGCUUGCAUCAACGCCAAGAGCUCGACCACCGGAAAAGAGUCACCUAAACUACGCCGGCACUCCAGCCCCAGCUCGCCAACAAGCCCCAAAUUUGGAAAAGCAGAUUCCUAUGAAAAGCUGGAAAAGCUGGGAGAGGGUUCCUAUGCUACGGUUUACAAAGGAAAGAGCAAGGUUAACGGGAAGCUGGUGGCUCUGAAGGUGAUCCGUCUGCAGGAGGAGGAAGGAACGCCCUUCACAGCCAUAAGAGAAGCAUCCCUUCUGAAAGGCCUGAAGCAUGCCAACAUCGUGCUUCUCCAUGACAUCAUCCACACCAAGGAAACCCUGACUCUGGUGUUUGAGUAUGUGCACACAGACCUGUGUCAGUACAUGGACAAACACCCCGGAGGGCUCCACCCAGACAACGUGAAGCUCUUCCUGUUCCAGCUGCUGAGAGGCCUGUCUUACAUCCACCAGAGGUACAUCCUUCACCGCGACCUGAAACCUCAGAACCUGCUCAUCAGCGACACCGGAGAGCUCAAACUCGCUGACUUUGGCUUGGCCAGGGCCAAGUCGGUCCCCAGCCAUACCUACUCCAACGAGGUGGUGACCCUGUGGUACCGACCUCCAGAUGUCCUGCUGGGAUCCACCGACUACUCCACCUGCCUAGACAUGUGGGGAGUGGGCUGCAUUUUCAUUGAGAUGAUCCAAGGAGUGGCAGCCUUUCCUGGGAUGAAGGACAUCCAGGACCAGCUGGAGAGGAUAUUCCUGGUCCUUGGAACUCCGUCCGAGGACACGUGGCCAGGUGUUAACUCUUUGCCUCACUUUAAACCAGACCGCUUUACAGUCUACAGCGCCAAGAAGCUCAGACAAGCCUGGAACAAGUUGGGCUAUGUGGACCAUGCUGAGGAGUUGGCCUCCAGGUUCCUCCAGUGCUUCCCAAAGAACCGGCUGUCAGCCCAGGCAGCACUGAACCAUGAAUACUUCAGCAACCUUCCUCCACGGCUCUGGGAGCUGCAGGACAUGUCUUCUAUCUUCACUGUACCAAAUGUCAAGCUGCAGACGGAGAGCGGGGACAGCAUCCAGGUGUGUGCACGGAAGAACAAGGCCUCCUCUGGCAGCAAGCACUGACCUGAGGCAGCAUCCUGCACCUGACAGGUGGCUGAUGUGAAAAAAAACCAACAAAGAAGAAGAUGCUGACACUGAGAAGAGCCCCAGUUCUCGUUAUUUAUUAUCUUCACAGUGUGUGUGAGUGUGUGUGAGUGCAUGAGGAAAUGUGAGUGAGCAUUGCGCAUGUGUGCAUUGGUACUAAAGAUUUCAGCCUAUCAUUUGCAAAUUUUGUUUACUUUUUAUAAGGUUCCAAUAACUCAUUUAUCAUGGUGGCAGUAUAAACAAAAGGACUUUAUUAUCCGUACAUAUUGUGUUUUGUGUUGGUAACUAGCCUCCUAUUUAAGAAUGUAUAUUUGUAUGUAUGAUAUACCUAUGUAGAAACUAUAUAAUGGACAAUUUUAAUAUUGCUUCUCUCCACUAUUCUGCUCUUGCUAAGAAACUAAACUCAACACACACGUGUGAUCAGAUCAAAAACAACAACAAAUCUUAAAGAUGUUUUUAUUAUCUCUUUUCAGUCAUGUUCAGCUUUGAUUUGUGGAACAAUGAUGAUGAGGAUGAUGAUGUAGGCCUUUCACGUAAUGCAACACACCCUCUGGCUGCCACAUUGGAGGGCUCUGCUCUUCUUUAUCUGAGGUUGAGGCAGAAAUGAAGCCUUCAUACAUGUAACCACGUGUAUGUAUGGCAUUAUUUAUGGUCAUGAAACUGAUGCUGCUGUUUGAUCUCAAUCCUGAAAUCAGGAACAUUUGGAGAAAACACAGAUGGAUGGUGCACAUGAGUCACUUUCAGUCACUUUCUCAUCAGAAUGAUCUUCUCUUUUUAAGGCCUUGUUACAAACGUCUUCCAUGGCUCCAGUUAUUUACAACUCUCACUGUUUAAUUGGUGCGUUAGAGGAACUGAAGGGAAAUUGAUUCAGUUUAUUCCACACCACCUUCUGAAACUGGAUUUUCUCCUUUUCACAUCACCAUUAGUUACAUUAUUCUAGACACAUAUCAAACCUGGUCUGAAAGAUUGGUGAGGUAAACCACUUCCACCAGGCUGUCCUUCUUUAUGAAAACCAGUCUCUGUGCAGGAAAAGAUAAAAACAUCAUUCAUGCAUCUGGCCGCUGCUGAAUCAGGAGUUGGGCUGAAACACCUGCUUAGCAAAUGGAAGUUUAGAGUUCAUCUUUAUGUUAAUGAGACAGAAAUACACUCAUUGUCCACAUCACCAGGUCCACCUUCUAGUACCGGGUCGUCCUCUUCAUCAGGUCCGCCUUCUAGUACCGGGUCGUCCUCUUCAUCGGGUCCACCUUCUAGU
This is a messenger RNA of Melanotaenia boesemani (Boeseman's rainbowfish), 2998 nucleotides long. RefSeq names its product cyclin-dependent kinase 14 (gene cdk14). The record is from RefSeq and is a predicted model, not a curated record. NCBI's taxonomy places the organism in Eukaryota, Metazoa, Chordata, Actinopteri, Atheriniformes, Melanotaeniidae. Gene Ontology annotation, biological process: protein phosphorylation. The coding region runs from base 322 to 1725 and encodes 467 amino acids. Gene Ontology annotation, molecular function: cyclin binding; cyclin-dependent protein serine/threonine kinase activity; ATP binding. Gene Ontology annotation, cellular component: nucleus; cytosol; cytoplasm. The transcript is spliced from 15 exons.